This is a messenger RNA of Hylaeus volcanicus, 2215 nucleotides long. Its product is annotated as probable E3 ubiquitin-protein ligase makorin-1. The record is from RefSeq and is a predicted model, not a curated record. Gene Ontology annotation, biological process: protein polyubiquitination. Gene Ontology annotation, molecular function: ubiquitin protein ligase activity; metal ion binding. The transcript has 6 exons. NCBI's taxonomy places the organism in Eukaryota, Metazoa, Arthropoda, Insecta, Hymenoptera, Colletidae. Bases 399 to 1661 code for a protein of 420 amino acids.
ACGUAUAUGCGUGCUCUCGUCCGUAAAGUGGACGAGUAGAUAAUAAGCGUGAAAUAAUUCACGAUACCGAAUAAAAAUCGAGAGUACGCAUAUACAGAGAAUUCGCACAAUUGAAGAAGCGUGUGGAGCGACGACAAAAGUGCGAAGAAAAAAAAAAGAGGGAGGAAGGGAGGAAGUUAGUGUGUACAAGAGGUCUUUUUUACGGUUUUUUGAGAGAUCCUGCGAAGAUAUACGUGUUGGCCAGACCUGGCGAUACAGCACGAAGCAUCGUGUAACCUCGAGUGUACGUUAAUCGCGAGAAAUUUACGUUGCGUUUCAUUCUGCUGUAAAGACUAGGGAGUGUACGCGACCCUUUGAGGACGCGUUGUCGAUCAUUGUUACAGUGGAAGCUUUAGAAAAUGGCCGACAAUUGGACACAGAGCGUUGUUUGCCGUUAUUUCAAAAAUGGUAUGUGCCGUGAAGGGAAUAAUUGCAGGUAUCGCCAUACCCAAGGAGUUAGAAACGACGGAAGUACCAAUGAAACAGUAAUAUCUUUGCCUGUUUCACCUGCUAACACAGUCUGUCGCUUUUUCAAGCAUGGGAUCUGUAAAUUUGGGAACCAUUGCCAUUUUCGUCACACUGCUGAAACUGCCGAUAAUAAUUCAGUGAACGCAAAUUCACCAGAUAAUUCUUUACCAGAGCAACACGCUUCAAGUACUUCAACCUCGACAACAAUAAAGAAUGCUAAAGAAAAUGCCCACGUAGCUGAAGAAUGGGUAAAGGCACCUGAAUUCGUACCCUCAUCCAUUGCUGGUUCGUCCACAGCAAACGAAGCCUCUGCUACUUCGGGAACAUCUACGACCUCAUCGCUGCCAAUAUCUUAUGCUCAAGCUUUAAGUCCAUUUGGUCAGGCAUCCAGUCCAUCUUUAGAACCUUUAUGCCCAUAUGCAGCGGCAACUGGAAUUUGUAAAAUACGUAACUGUACAUACUUACACGGACAUAUUUGCGAUUUAUGCAAUCGUGCCGCAUUACAUCCACAUAACGAAGAUCUUCGAAAGAAACAUACAAAUGCAUGCGUUAAACAGCACGAAGUAGACAUGGAGCUUUCCUUUGCUAUUCAGCGUAGUAGAGAAAAGUCUUGUGGAGUUUGCUUUGAAAUAGUAAUGGAGAAAACAUCUGGAGAACAGAGAUUUGGUAUUUUACCGAAUUGCAAUCAUUGCUUUUGUCUAAGUUGCAUUAGAAAAUGGAGAAAAGCUAAACAAUUUGACAAUAAAAUUAUUAGAGCUUGUCCAGAAUGCCGUGUCAGCUCUGAUUUUGUAUGUCCGAGUAUGUAUUGGGUAGAUACAAAGGAAGAGAAAGAAAAAUUAAUAAUGGACUACAAAUGUGCAUUGAGCACCAAAGAUUGUAAAUAUUUCAAUAAGGGACGUGGUAAAUGUCCUUUUGGUAACAAGUGCUUCUAUCUACACGCACUACCCGAUGGCACUAAGACAGAUGUUGGUCCACCUGUUCGUCAACGACGUAACGCUGAUUCGGAUAUUGAUAUCUUUCAUCAAUUAAUUUUGUGGAACUUCCUCGACGACAGAAAUGACCGUUGGAUAUACGAUGUAGAUCUUGAAGAUGUUCCCUUUUUCUCAGAUUCAGAAGACUCUGAUUGGUCUGAAUAUGAAUUUUCUUUUGAGUAAAAUUAUAUUAAUUCAGUAAUCAUUACUGCUAUUGCUGUUAUCUGUAUUAUCUAUCUCAUCCACCACUUAUGCGUGGUUUCAGUGGCUGAAUAGACAAGUAGUUUAUGAAUUGUUUGAAUGGUUAUGGUUCAGAGGUGUCUUGGCUAUGCUGUGUGCUUUGCUUGGUGAUGUUUACAUGGAAAAUGUGUAAACGGCAUCAGGUUAGUAAUUAGAAAAUAACAGUAAUAAUAAGAGGAUUACAGUCGCAUGUACAAUAAUGACAAAGUUUUUAAUACUACACUGUCACUUUGUAAUCACCCUUUUUCGUGUAUCUUGACCAAUAUUCUUAUAACUAAUACUCAGUCAUAAGAAGUACACAUCAAAUCUAUUACAUCAGUGGUCCAAAUUAAUUCAAUGAAUAGAACAUAUAUCAGAACAUUUACAAUGGUGUUUUGCUAACAUACAAAUUUGGUUUAUUCACCGUCCUACGAUCACUCUUUUUAAAAAAUCAUGAGAAGGUAAAGAAAAGUUUUGUUCCGCGAUGCUAGAUUCGAUAAUAAAAUGAAUUUUCUUUA